GUUUUCCAUACAUUGUUUGGGUGUAAGCAACACAACCAAAGAGCUCAGUGCCGUAGAGAUACUAUCGUUGCACCGCUCUACCCCGAGCACCCGUUACUCUAUGGUGUUUGGGAUGCUAAGGACUGAAGGGAAGUGGUUACGUCACGUUUGUGCAGUAGCGUCGGGGAAGAUGGCGGAUAAGAAGGGGCGAAUAGAAGGAGGACCAGAAGAAGAUGCAGAAAAAGCAGUGAACACUAAGACUGUUUCUUCCAGCAAUGGAGGAGAGAACUCAAGCCGCAGCACUAAGAAAAGGGCAGCUGAGGACUCAAAGAAUGAGCCUUGUCCAUCUAAGGUUCCGAAAAUUGGGUUUGCGAUAGGAAGUCAGAGUCUGAAGAAAUCACAACCCAUAUCAAUCAAACUUGGAGCCAGUAAACCUAAAGAGGCAGCACCAGCCAUUGUUAAAAAAAAGAGUGCAGUGGCAUCCGUAUUUAAUGAUGAUGACGAUAGUGAGCCUGAAGAAAUGCCCCCAGAGGCAAAAAUGCGAAUGAAAAAUAUUGGAAGGGAUACACCUACAUCUGCAGGGCCAAACUCAUUCAACAAAGGAAAGCAUGGAUUUUCAGACAGUCAAAAACUGUGGGAGCGGGAUAUGAAAACUCGGCUGGAUCACAAAACUGAUGAAUGAAAUCUUUUUUUGUUGUGUGUGUGGGGGUUGGGGGGGUAUGAGGGAAGACGGUAAACCAGUUUUUGGUGGGUAAUUCUAUGAAUGUUUUGUUUUUUUUAAUGGAUGGAUACAUUUAAAAAUUUUAUUUUUUUUUAAUGGUCGUAUGGCACACAAAUAAAUGUUAAAAAAUUACCUUGUUUUAGAACAUUUGACACUUUUAUUGGUAGUGGUGUGGGUUUUGCCUGCUGUUAAUCCUUACUAAAAAUCUGAUUUUGAUGAAUUUAUCUAUGUAAGGAAUACACGAGAUCCAUGAUUUUUGCAUUCAGCUGAAUACCAAUUCUUCCACAAAAUGUUUAACCAAAUCCAAACCCUCUUUUUAAUUAUUACAUUUCUGCACACAAAAAAACCCAACACAUUGUCUAGAGAAAAUCUGUGGCUGACCAAUUAGGAUUUUGUUAUUCAUAUUCUUCAAAAACUGCUGGGAUUUGCUCCAAACUUAAACAAACCAAUAUUAGGUCCCUAAUAUGUUUGUAGGCAAAAUAGUUUUGUAGCAAAAAAAAAAAAAAAAAGUGGUUGAGAGAGAAUCCAUAUUUUUUGUGAUGGUUAUUAAAUGUUUAAGAAAUGGAAGUAACAGGAACAUAGAAAAACACAAUUCUGUAACUGUACAAGUUAGUGUUCCCUUAGUAAGGAUACUACUGCAAAUUCAGUGUCCAAUAGAGCAGACCAUAGCCACAUUGCAUGUAUGCAACCAUUUCAUAUCAGACACACUGCCUCAUGUGGAUUGGUUGUAGUAGGAAGAAGAAUAGACCGAUUUGCAUUUUGAAGGACACAGCUAACGGGGAAGCAUUUGAUGUGUUUGGGAAGGUGGUUGCUCUUUUUUAAAGGAGAUGACCUUUUUGCAUUUAGAGCAGUUGUUCCAGGUGCAAAACACAGUUACAUACGUGUUCAUUUAUCUGCUUUAGAAGAGAUGCAUCAGUGAAACUGUGCUACACCGAAUCUUGUGGGUAGCUUACUUGUACAUGGAAAGUGAUGUUAUUAAAGGAACUGGUCAUCUUACAAAACUCUUUCUUUCAGUUCAAGUUUUUUCAGACAGUAUAGCAGAAAUAAAGACUUCUUUUCAGUUGCUUCCUACUUUUUAUUUUUGACUACAGUAGAACCCAUUUUACGUUUUUCUGGAGACCAGAAAAAAAUGGAGUAAAAUUCAGGGAAAUGUAUUAUGCAUAAUAAUCCCCUUAUGUAAAAUGAGGGGAUGUAAAAUUGACAUUCCAUUGUAUUUAAUGUUCCUCUCUCUUGCUGUUUCAGUUCAGCACCUUUUGUUAUGCCUGAACUGUUAAAAUUUGCUAAAUGAAUUCAUUUCUCAUUAGCUCUGUGAAAUGUUAGCAACUAUUGUAAUAGUCAUAACAGCAGUCUUUAAAGUGGACCUGUCACCCAGACACAAAAAUCUGUAUAAUAAAAGUCCUUUUCAAACUAAA
Molecule: messenger RNA, 2112 nt
Organism: Xenopus laevis (African clawed frog)
Lineage: Eukaryota; Metazoa; Chordata; Amphibia; Anura; Pipidae
Gene: pcnp.L
Product: PEST proteolytic signal containing nuclear protein L homeolog
Biological process (GO): proteasome-mediated ubiquitin-dependent protein catabolic process; protein ubiquitination
Cellular component (GO): nucleus
Source: RefSeq, marked provisional